GGCGCGCGGGGCCCGCUGGGGGGAUGCGGGAGCGCGCGUGGUUCGAGGACGCGACGCGGGAGCGCGCCGGCCUCGCUGACAGACGGGAGCGCGCGCGGCUCUCUGUUGAGGCGCGGGAGCGCGCCGGCCCGCCUGAGGAGGAGCGGGAGCGCGCUGGCCUCCCUGACGGACGGGAGCGCGCCGACCCCACUUUAGAGACGCGGGGGCGCGUCCGCCUCGCUGACGGACGGGGGCGCGCUGAGGUGAUGCGGGAGCGCGCCGGCCUCGCUGACGGACGGGGGCGCGCGGGGCCCGCCGAAGGGGCGCGGGAGCGCGCAGGCCCGGCUAAAGAAGGGCGGGGGCGCGACGGCCCGGAUGAGGCGGAGAUGCGGGAGCGCGCCGGCCUGGACGAGGAGGAGCGGGGGCGCGCGGGCCCCGUUGAGGAGAUGAGGGAGCGCGCUGGCCGAGCCGAGGAGGAGUGCCCCCCUGAGCAGAGGAGGGAGCGCGCGUGGCUCGAGAAAGCGAUGCGGGAGCGCGCCGGCCUCGCUGACGGACGGGAACGCGCGUGGCCCGCUGAAGGGGCGCGGGAGCGCGCGUGGCCCGCUGAGGAGAUGCGGGAGCGCGCCGGCCUCGCUGACGGACGGGAGCGCGCGGGGCCCGCUGAAGAGGCGCGGGAGCGCGUGUGGCCCGCUGAGGCUAUGAGGGAGUGUGAGGAGGAAGAAGAAGAAGAAGCAGCGGAGCCCCCGGGGCGGGUGGGCCCGGAUCGUCUGGGGCGGCGGUUCCGCGCGUUCCGUUACCGGGCGUCUCUGGGCCCGCGGGCGGCCUUCGCGCGUCUCCGCCGCCUGUCGCGCCAGUGGCUGCGGCCCGACGUGCGCACCAAGGAGCAGAUCCUGGAGAUGGUCGUCCGAGAACAGCUCCUGCACAUCCUGCCCCCGCAUCUCGCCGCCAGCGCCGCCAACAAUGCCACACGGCGACCCGACGCCAGGAUCACCGGCUGACCCCGGUUCCCCCACGGCGACCUCCGACCUCCGACCCCGACGGCAGCAUCACCGGCUGACCCCCGUUCCCCCACGACUUCUGACCUCCGACCCCGACGGCAGGAUCACCGACCGACCCAGGAUUACCGGCUGACCCCCGUUCCCCCACAACGACCCCCGACCCCGACGUCGGGAUCACCGACCGACCCCUCCCAACGACCUCCGACCCCAGGAUCACCGGCUGACCCCCGUUCCCCCACAACGACCCCCGACCCCGACGGCAGGAUCAC
Molecule: messenger RNA, 1246 nt
Organism: Tachyglossus aculeatus (Australian echidna)
Lineage: Eukaryota; Metazoa; Chordata; Mammalia; Monotremata; Tachyglossidae
Product: RNA-binding protein 25-like
Exons: 3
Coding region: 24-977 (317 amino acids)
Source: RefSeq, a predicted model, not a curated record